UGGGUGGAGGCUGUCGAGGAGCGCACUUUGCCACAUCGGGAUGACAGGGUGUGCGCCUUAAUCCACUAUAUAUGUAGAUCUGCUCACACGGAAGUCUCGUAGUGAGUGCAUUCCUCGCGAUAACACCUCACUCUGACUUCUUCCGGUUAGCAAGAAAACGCAGUUCACUGAAGAAGAUGACACUGACGGCCUCAUCUUCCUCGCACAAGAUGACAGUCCUGAGCAAAUUGGCACACCUCAGGAAGUGUGAAAUCCUGUGUGACAUCACCCUGCUGGUGGAGGGCGAGUGUUUCCGGGCGCACAAGGCCCUGCUCGCGGCGAGCAGCGACUACUUCUUACAGCUUUUCACCGCCAAAGAUGUUGACGCCAACACCGGGGCUACCUACCGACUGGACAGCGUAACGGCUGCCACGUGCGGUGCGGUGCUGGAGUUCAUCUACAGUGCCCGAGUGUGCGUUGAGGAGGGCGCCGGCGAGCAGCUCCUGGCAGCCGCUCGGUUGCUGAAGGUGGGCGACCUCCUGAAUGCGCUGCAGACCACGCGGCGACGCAAGGGAGGGCGAGCCAAGAAGAGCCUGCUCGUCAGGAAGCAAAGGAAGAAGAAUCCCUCGUGUGAUGACCACGCCGAAGAGCGACAGGAAGUAGCUAACAACAGAAAAGAACAGGAACAGCCCACUCGGGCAGGAAGACGCAGAAUCGUGCUGCCCGUCAAGUACGACGCCUUUAAAGUGGGCGGAGACUUAUCACCUGGAGGAGGAGGAGAGCCGGUGAGGAGGUGCAGGAAGAGAAAGUAUCCUGACACGGAGGCCAGAUGUCACGACUGUGGCAAAGGUUUCAAAAACCAUAUCUUCCUGAAGAUCCACCAACGUACUCACACAGGAGAGAAGCCUUUCUCCUGCCAGAUGUGCGACGCGGCGUUCACGCAGAAGCACACGCUCCUGGUCCACCAGCGCAAGCACACCGGAGAGACGCCGUUCGUGUGCAGCGUUUGCUCCAAAGUCCUCGCCACCAAGCACAGCCUUCACGAGCACAUGAACCUCCACCAAGAAAACAAGUCAUUCUGCUGCGACCAGUGUGGAAAGAGCUUCACUCAGAGGAGGCAGCUGAAAAGUCAUUACAGGGUCCACACGGGCAAAUCGCUUCCAGAGUGUGCUCAAUGCCAGCACAAGUUUUUGGAUACGGCCCAGUUGAAAAAGCACUUGCGCACUCACACAGGUGAGAAGCCGUUCACGUGCGAGAUCUGCGGGAAAUGUUUUUCUGUCAAGAGCACUUUGCAGACGCACAUCCGGAUACACAGAGGCGAAAAGCCUUACAGUUGCACCAUGUGCGACAAGUCCUUUGCCGACCGCAGCGCCUACCGCCGCCACGUGGCCUCCCACUCGGGCAAGAAGCCCUUCAACUGCUCGGCCUGCGGCCUCUCCUUCUCGCGCCUCGACAACCUGAAGACGCACAUCAACACCCACAACAAGGAGAGGGCGUCCAAAGCGGAGCCGGCCGAUCGAGGUGGGAAUGGCGCCGCCCUGCAGGCACAGGUCCAGAAGUAUCAGCUGGAGUCAGGCUCGGAGCAGGAGAUCCAGCUUCUGGUGACGGGGGACAACAUCAGCUUGACGCAGGAGAUCGGCACUGUCGCGCCCCAGAUCCAGAUGCUCGGCGCGCUGGACACUCAGGCCGUGCCUCCGCGGACUGAGUCCAUGUACGUCAUCACCCUAAGCAAGGAGGCCGCCGAGCACCUGCAUGCGGCGCAUGGUCCCGCCCAGCAGAUGGCGCCAACGCACGUCCAGGGCGUCCACGUCAACCAGCCCAUCUCAAUCAGCCACACGGGCGAGCACAUGUCCAGCCACCACAUCCACGGACACACUUUCCAGAUCCAGGCCGGGACCGUCUACUCCACCGCCGCGCCGCCACCCGGACACCCUUGAGCGCAGCGUCACCGACGAAUCCAGUAAGCUAACACUCGUGGCAUUUAGUUACACUUGUUGGGGAUGAAAACAAAAAAACCGAGGCGGCUCAAAGUGCGCUAAACAAAACGUUACGUGUGCAUUAUUCCUACCAUUCCAGAAAACAAACAAACAACAUGAUAAACUCCAUGAUAAGUAAGUUUCACGUGGUAACAUGAUAAGUUAGUUACUUCCGGUUGAGGUGACUGGCUGGCGGAGUCCAUUUUGAUGUCUCAUAAAAUCAGUGUUACGAAUAGUGACUGACCGAUUUGUCGGCUAGCUGACGGGAUCAGUCAAAACUAGAAUCGGCCAAAAUCGGCAGAUUUUCUUUUUCCUUUAUUUAUGUAUUUAUUUAUUUUUGCCAAUUGUUUUACGUCUACAUUUUGGCUGAGAGUUGUCUCUCUUGAGAAGUUCGGCAAAUGCCAAAGGACAAAGCGUUUGAAAACAGUCAAAUGUUCUGACUGUGAUUCCUGUCGUUAUUUUGAUAAGCAUUAAGGGACUAAAAGUGUGAGUUGUUUUAUUCAUUAUGUAUUUUUUUUUCCUUAAUCCUCUGAUUGCAAACUCUGCGAAAUUUUAUUCUGCCAAAUUUCUGAAUUGGCUCUGACUCAAAACAAACAAACCCAAAAAAAUCCAUACAAGCCGCAGCGAUAAAAAAAUUUUUUACAAUUAUUUAAGCGUUAAAAAGAAGACAUGCUAGCUACCACCAGUGACCUGAACUGCAAGUAUUUGCCUCAUUUUGUGAUGUUGAACGCAGAAGCCAAAUGUCAUCACGUUAUUAGGUGAAACUUAAAAUGUCUCAUCUUUUAACACGAUAACUCUCACCAAGUUAUUACGUGAACCUUGUCAGAUUACAUUUGUAAAAACGUACUAUGUCACUUCAGUAACACAGUUUGACAGAAGUUUAAAUAAAGUUCAUUCAGAGCAACACCGUACUGUUGUUUUUAUUUAAAAAAAAAAAAUUCAACCAAGGUUUCAUUUCAGCCUCCACGUAUGCGUUGGGACAAAUGAAGCCAUUGAGGUCAUUUCUUUACGACUGCAUGUGGGCAAAUUAUACGGAUUGAAGAAAUAAACCAUGCGGCCGUUUUCAAUUCUACUUUACGCAACAUUUAAUAACAAAAUAUUUUAUUAAUUAAUGAAUAGGACUGAGUAUUAUUUGAUGAAAUAAUACAUUUAAAAAAAACGGAUGACAGGAGGCAAUUGUAACUGAAUUCCAAAAUGAAAUAUCGGUCUUUGAAAUGUGACAAACAAAACCCACUGUCCCGCCGUGACCCUUACCACUACCUCCUUGCUACCAUGGCGACAGCAAACUGAGCUACAUCUAUCGAAAGGUGUAAAAAUAUGCACAGCUCGGGCUCGAGGCCAACUGUGUUCCUCUCGGAUACAGAGACGCCAUUGGCCGGGAGCUCCGGGGCUUGCCAGCCAAUAGGAAAUGACCUCUCCAGACCACCUGCAACCAUGCAAUUCCUCUGGGGGGGGGGGGGGGGGGGGGGGGGGGGGGGAUUUUACACAUACACACACAAAUAAGAGAUUUGCUAGAGUGGCUCUCAAAGCUUUAUUUACAUGCACCGUCUCUUGAGAAGCUUGUAAACAUCACAUUUUUGUUCUAGUAGGAGCAAGAGGAGAGGGGCGAUGACAGCGCGCAAAAAUGAUUUACACUUAAAAAAAAAGUCAAAUUGUCAUCUUUACAAAAAAAAAAAAUUUAAGUGCUCCAGAAGGCGUGAAAUGGGUGGCGCUUGGAAAAAAAAAAGCUACGAACACAAUUCAUGAAAUAAUUAAAUGGGUCUUGGUGGUCUUACAAAUACUUUAAGAUAUAUAUAUAUAUAUUAUAUAUACUGUAUAUAUUAUAUAUUGCCCUUAGCUAUGCUUCCAGCUAUCUACAACACCCGAUUUCUAGCUAUGUACAGUAUAUGCGCAAACGUUUGGCAAUAUUUUCAAGUACUGUGAGUGACGAAAUGGCAAGAAUGGCUCGGAAGAUAAUGGCUCCCGUCACAGGGGGGCAGCACCUGCUAUAGUGCUGAUAACAAGGGUGGGAAAGGGUUGGGUUCCUCAUGCCGCCGCCCCCCCCCCCCCCCCCCCCCUGCUAUCAUCUCUUUUACAGCACCAAGAAGUCACCAAAUGACAGCGGAAUGAUUCCGUCUUCUGGAGCCGUUUAUCCCAUUAUUUCGCUAUUUACGCGACGAGUGACAAAAUUAAGGGCAAGCAGCAUCGCGGAAGUAAACAUUGUCAAUGAUUCAUUUUGUUUAAAAUGCGAUAGUACAGAAAAAUGGUGUAGAUCAACGCAAAGUCAAUCGUGAGAAUGCUGUCGUACUAAGGUAGGAAUGGCGCGACCUCACGGCACAAAGUAAAUGAUGAAAAAUUUGUGAAUUAAGGCGGGGGGGGAAAAAUAAUUUUAUGAGAAUAAAUAUGAAAACCAUGAAAGUUGUACAUUUACAAAUAUUAAGGGACAACAUUAGAAAAUAAACCAGCAUGAAAAAAAAUUGCCAUAUCACAGGAACAAAACUCAUACUAUUGUGGGAAUAAAAACGUAAAAUAACACGAUAAGUUUACAUAGUCGAACCGAGUUGCGUUUAAAAAAAACAACAAUUUGGAGAAAAAAAUAUCACAAAAGUAUUCAUGUGGGGAAAUUGCCAUAUCACAAGGAAAAAAGUAGUCAAUUCAUGUUAUGCAAUUUGACGAGAGCAGAUUUGUUCAAGAUUAAAGAGUCACCAUUUUAUGUCUGUGAGAAAAGUCACCAUUUUAGUGGAAUAAAGGUGCGAUCUAAUGAGGAAGACACUCAAAUAAAUGCGGAAGGAAUCACAAUGCUAGUGGAAUAAAAAGUGCAACAGGAAAAAAAAAAGUCAUCAAUAGAAAUAGUCGGAAUCUUAUGGCAGUAAAGGUGCACGGAAAAGUAUUAACUUAAACAACCAAGUGAAUCUUUCGUGAACUAUUUCUGAAAAUGCGGCUCGUGUGCGAGACUUGUGCUAAUGAACAUAGUUACCACCCCACAGAGUUCCUCCACCAGUGACAUGAUCAGCUAGCCUAAAUUCCAGCGCAAAAAAAAACGGAGCCCAAAACGCAGUGUUAGCACAGGCUAGCAUUAGCUAACAGUUGUUAGCAGCAUUAGCUUCUCGUGUUGUUCUGUUGACGUGACGGCAUAUGGUUAUUUGCGUUUGGCCGCGUCAUGCGGCAAACCGCUACAUGAAUUGACAAAUGUAAUUUGGUGGCUUGGUGGUGAAAUGUUGCGUCCACCAGUGAGCACUUCUUCCGAUAUUCCGCUAGAGUUGACGAUGGUUGGUCUGUAGCGUCCGACGUACCUUCUAAAACGAAACUUCACAAUGAUUUCACGAGUAAUCUCAAUCCCCUCACCCAUCCACCGCCAAAAAAAUAAAAAAUAAAGCACCUAAUGUGGCCACUUAGUCACGGAAUAGCUGUACACGUUCAUAUUUGGUGUGCAUCAGAUUUUCCUUUUAGUCAAGUAUUCUCCUUUAGUUUUCUUUUCCAUGUAAACAGGCCCUUGGCCCUUGUUUGGCAAAAAAUGUUGAUGUGGGAGAACAAAAUCAUCUUCCCUGAGAUGAACGCAACUUUUGUUCCUGUUUCAGUAUGAGACUCGCUCAGGUUCAUAGAAUUCCCCCCUCCCCGACCCCCCCGUUUUUUUAAGAAUCCAGUACACCAAACAUACGAGGUGUGACAAUAAAGAAACAAUGUCACUCACGACUCUGCUAUCGGAUUGUGUUAGCUUAAUUCCUGUUUGGUUAAAGCGGUCCUGGCAAAUUGGCACAUCAGAGGCGCUAGUGGCACAGCUAGCGAAUUCAUGGGUAGACUUAACCCCCCCCCCCCCAUUUCAAACCCAUACUUGCAGGACAGCGAGCCGAAUAAAAGCUACAAAACAGCUAGCUUAGACAGCUAUUAUCACCUUCCAUACUGCCUUCCUGGCAAAAUCAGCGUAUGGGGGCGCUCGGCUCCCUGCGAUUAGCUUCUGAUGCUAGCUUGGAAGCCAGAAAAUUCACAGAAUGACUUCAACCUCCAAUUCAAACAUCGGUACUGUACUCACAGGACAGGCAGCG
Molecule: messenger RNA, 5977 nt
Organism: Hippocampus zosterae (dwarf seahorse)
Lineage: Eukaryota; Metazoa; Chordata; Actinopteri; Syngnathiformes; Syngnathidae
Gene: zbtb24
Product: zinc finger and BTB domain containing 24
Exons: 8
Coding region: 177-1916 (579 amino acids)
Biological process (GO): regulation of transcription by RNA polymerase II
Cellular component (GO): nucleus
Molecular function (GO): DNA-binding transcription factor activity, RNA polymerase II-specific; RNA polymerase II cis-regulatory region sequence-specific DNA binding; protein binding
Source: RefSeq, a predicted model, not a curated record